Molecule: messenger RNA, 1194 nt
Organism: Xyrichtys novacula (pearly razorfish)
Lineage: Eukaryota; Metazoa; Chordata; Actinopteri; Labriformes; Labridae
Source: the annotation of a GenBank genome assembly
AUGGCUGACAAGACGCCGAAAGAGUCCAAUGCCCGUUUUGCAACCAGGAUAGACCCGACGAAGGAAAGUCUUUCUCCAGAGCAGCUGCACUUCAUCCGACAGGUAGAGCUCGAACAGUGGAAGAAGAAAACGCAGCAGCUGCGGACACGAAACGUUGUGACGGGACUGGCUAUCGGAGCGCUGGUUCUGGGAAUCUGUAUCCUUGCCCUGCGCACUAACGUCAACGCAAGGUGAACUAUGUAACGUUAGCUUAGCAUGCUAAACUUAGGCAAUGGUUGAGCUUUUAAAAACCUAAUGUAAGAACGCGAGGUUAGUGUAUCUUCGUAAGUUUGAAACACAGUUGACAGUAGUCUUAUCUGAUCUUUUGACGCGCUUAGCUGCCAAAACGCGGAGUGAUAUGCGAAGUCAGAUGCUAGCAUGCUAGCAUGUUUAUCCAGGAAGCGCUUUGACUGUAUUGGGGAGUGAUAAUUAUCACAUUCUUGUGUGUAACAAGCUAAAUAGCAGCCAUUUUCAAGAUUCAAAGCCAAAGUUGAUUCCAUCUGUAAAGCCGAGUUUAAUAGAACUAUACUUUUGUCAUACAGUAUGUUUUCCUGUUAGAUAACUGCAUUAAUAUUACACAAUGUCACACAAUAGUUUUAAUUAAACUAGUCCGCCAUGAGACAAGGAAGCUUUGAGCUAACCUGCAUUUCUGUCACCUCUGUAUUUAUAAGCUCCUCAGUUCAGAAGAAUGGGCAGGUCUGCUAUUUGAGGUGGUAAUCUUUACACACAACAUUAUAUGGUCACUGGAAUAUCACGGUAGGGGAGAGUGGGGUAAGCUGAGCCAAAGGGUAAGUUGAGCCACCCCCUGCUGCUUGGAAAUGAUAAAAGAAAUUGAUCAUGUGACAAAAUAUUUAGGAGAUGGGCAUCAAUUCAUGGAGUCUGUGAAGGUUAGAAGCGCAUGGAAUGCACAACAUCUUGAAAUAUAUGCAGAUACACUAGUUAGAGACAAAGCUAUGAUUACCUUUAUGAAAAAUGUCUCAUCUUAGCCCACUCUCCCCUACUACCUCUCUUCUUGUCAUAUAUUUGCCUUGACCCUACACUCCCCUCCCAGAUGGCUAUACUUUUUACUCAGUCUCCCAGGAGCGGAUUAUGGAUGAAAUGGAUGAAGAGGCCAAGCUCCAAAGAACACAGGGACCAAAGACUGGUGCCAACUGA